Messenger RNA from Wallemia mellicola CBS 633.66, 702 nucleotides. RefSeq lists its product as hypothetical. Gene Ontology annotation, cellular component: small-subunit processome; nucleolus. The transcript has a single exon. The record is from RefSeq and is a predicted model, not a curated record. The annotation marks the transcript as partial. NCBI's taxonomy places the organism in Eukaryota, Fungi, Basidiomycota, Wallemiomycetes, Wallemiales, Wallemiaceae. Gene Ontology annotation, molecular function: small ribosomal subunit rRNA binding.
AUGAGGCAGAAAAGAGCAAAAGCUUAUGAAAGGCUUAUGGCCAAAUACAGUCGAUAUUUUAACUUUAGAGAACCUUAUCAGGUGUUAGUAGAUGAUGAAUUCGCUACAAAUAUUCAUAAAUCACGUAUGGACGCUCAAAGUGUGUUCAACAAUGCCUUACGCGGAUCAACCAAGAUAUUAAUCACUCAGUGUACAAUGCAAUCACUCUACUCUCGUGGAUCGGAAGUUCAGGGUGUGAUAGACAUGGCAAAAGGUUUUGAAAGGCGGAAAUGUAACCAUAAAGAGAGUCUACCAGUUGAAAAUUGUAUAACUGAUGUCGUUGGACCUAAUAACAAGCAUAAAUAUGUUAUAGCAUCCACUAACAACAAAUUACGAAAGAAACUGCACAGUAUUCCGGGUAUACCUAUUUUACAUUACAAUAGAAUGGUUGUUGUACUAGAACCCCCGUCAGAUCCUACUACUAAACGUAUUAAUCAAAUAGAGGGAGAGAAAAUUUCACAAUCACUUAUUGAGAAGAAAGAACUGGACGCAGAACUAAGUGAUAAAGAAGAAACUGAAGAAGGUCCGAAGAAGAAGAAAAGGAAAGGACCAAAAGGACCAAAUCCACUCUCAGCAAAGAAGAAAUCAAAAUCAAAUGUUGUUCAACACUCAGAACCAGUUGGAACUGAUCAAAAGAAGAAAAAGAAGAGCAGGAGAAGACAU